Molecule: messenger RNA, 669 nt
Organism: Raphanus sativus (radish)
Lineage: Eukaryota; Viridiplantae; Streptophyta; Magnoliopsida; Brassicales; Brassicaceae
Exons: 2
Coding region: 140-565 (141 amino acids)
Source: RefSeq, a predicted model, not a curated record
CAAACUCUCUCUCUCUCUCUCUCUCUCUCUCUCUCUCUCUCUCUCUCUCUCUCUCUCUCUUCUCUCUGUUUUUGUCUCAAACACAUGAUCGAAGAGAACCAUCUCGCCAUCUCAGCAGUUGAUUAUAUCGCAACCGUACAUGGAGAACACUCAAGAUUUCUCGCCGCCCCACAUGGAUGCUUCUCGGCCGUCACUGGGAUUCCCUCUAGGCACAGCUCUGCUUCUCAUAAUCAUUUUCAGUCUCUCCGGAAUAUUCUCUUGCUGUUACCAUUGGGACAAACAUCGCUCUCUCCGCCGCUCUUUGGCCAAUGCCUCCGGUCAUCCCUCAGCCACCUCCGCCGACGUAGAGUCCUCUCCGUUCAAACCUAGACCCCCUUUUCCGGAUUUGAAGAAAAACCAGAAUCUGAGCGUACCGGUGUUGAUGCCUGGAGAUAAUACGCCGAAAUUUAUAGCAUUGCCGUGUCCGUGUGCACCUCCUCGGCCGGAGAAGCUCACCGUCGAUGUUCAAAGUCCGCCGCAUUCACCACCUGUGAAGCCGCCGCGUUUUCCCGUUCCUCUGUAUUAGAUUUAAUUUAGCUACGUGACAACAAAAAAUGAGCGAAAAUGUAGAAAUGUCUCGUUUUUGAUGUACAUAUGGAUCAUGAAUUUACAUUUCAGUUUUUUCGCCCA